ACGCACGACUCUGCAAGCGUUGCGUUUCUACUCACCAGCGACAGUUGCUUGCUUGAGCGCUAGCAAAGAAGAGAAGAGGAGAAAGCGACUUGUUCGACGUAGCCGUCAUGGCGGCCCUGAAAGAUAUAGUGGCUAAACGGUUUCUGGACGACAUUCUGGGCUCCGUGUGCAAGCCAGGGCAAUGGAAGGUGUUGGUGUUAGACCAUCUGAGCACUCGGAUAAUGUCUGCCUGUUGCAAGAUGCAAGACGUCAUGACCAAAGGAGUCACUCUUGUCGAGUCUCUGGACAAGUCUCGUCAGCCACUGGCUCACAUGGAGGCUAUCUACAUCCUUGUCCCGUCUGAGAAGACUGUUGCCAAGUUGAUUGGUGAUUUCGAAGGGGCCCCCACCUACAAAACUGCCCACGUCUUCUUCCUCGAGAAGUGCUCGACUAGCCUCUUCUCUAAACUUGGCUCGAGCAAGGCGGCUAAAAGUGGGUUCAAAUUGUUGUCAUACCAUUCAGCCAGGCUUUUCCUGUGUAUCUCUAUCUACUUUGUGGUGCAGUAAACUGCCAAUUUUAUUUAUGUAUAGUAUCACUCUAAGCCAA
Molecule: messenger RNA, 585 nt
Organism: Geodia barretti
Lineage: Eukaryota; Metazoa; Porifera; Demospongiae; Tetractinellida; Geodiidae
Source: the annotation of a GenBank genome assembly